Messenger RNA from Procambarus clarkii (red swamp crayfish), 963 nucleotides. NCBI's taxonomy places the organism in Eukaryota, Metazoa, Arthropoda, Malacostraca, Decapoda, Cambaridae. The record is from RefSeq and is a predicted model, not a curated record.
AUGGCUGCUCAGGUAAUAAUAUUCUCGUGCCUCAUUCUGGUGGCUUCAGCGCUUCCUCAGAACUACCGAGCCAAGCCCCCUGGACACUCGGCGGGCGCUGGCCACCCGGGCUCCGGGGCCUACAACACACAGGCACACAUUGAGGGCAAAACAGACUCGAAGUCUGCCAACCAGUAUCAUUCCGCCGUAGAGUACCAGAACCCUGGGGCAGCUGGAGGCUACCACAACACCCAAUCUGCAGGUUACCAAAAUGGCGCAGGAGGAGGAGGAGGAGGCUAUCAGAGCCCUGCUGCAGGCCACCAAUCCCCGGCACCUGUAGCCUAUCAAGGCCCUGCAUACCAAGGGUAUGAUCAGGGCUCGGGAGCCGGAGGGUACCAGAGCCUCGAGUCUCCUGGGUAUAGAGUAGGCGGAGGUAUACUCUUCGGUGGUCUCUCUGCCGACGACCAGAAGAAGAUCGCGGCCCACGAGCACGACGGCACCACCUUCCACGGCCCCAGUCAGCCACACACGUUCGGUUACACCGUCGAGGACUCUUACUACGGGAACCAGCACGCCCACAACGAGUACUCCGACGGGAAGACGACUAAGGGAUCAUACCGGGUCCUGCUCCCUGACGGCCGCACGCAAGUUGUCACCUACUCGGCCGACGCAAAGAGCGGCUUCAUGGCUCAAGUCUCUUACGAAGGCAAGGCCAAGCCCUACCAACACCAACCCGAGAAGGCCGCCCCUGGACAUCAGCAGCCACACGCUUCAAGUCAUGCUCCGUCCUACAACCCCCAGCAGCAGGCGCCCGCAUACCAGCAAGCACAGUACCGGCCCGCCGCCUAGUGGCGCCCGCUCUACCCUCUGCUCCCACCUGUUGUUGUGUGUUUUGUUAUGUUUUAGUGUUUUAGGUGUAUGAGAACGGCUUCCGCCCCGUGAUUUAUGUCACGACAAAUUAUAUGAUAUAAACAAUAUUUCGAA